Messenger RNA from Cryptomeria japonica (Japanese cedar), 807 nucleotides. Its product is annotated as receptor kinase-like protein Xa21. The record is from RefSeq and is a predicted model, not a curated record. The coding region runs from base 1 to 807 and encodes 268 amino acids. Lineage: Eukaryota; Viridiplantae; Streptophyta; Pinopsida; Cupressales; Cupressaceae. Gene Ontology annotation, molecular function: protein binding. The transcript has a single exon.
AUGCCUGCUCUUUUCUUGUUACUUUUAUUGCUUUCUGUAUUUCUAAUCUCGUCUCUUCCUCAUUCUCAUCAUCAACAAGAAGAAUUGUUGUUCAGAUUCAAAGCUGUCAUUUCGAAGAAUGACACUUCUCUUGUAGACUGGACUCCCCUUCACCACUUCUGCAACUGCUCUGCCAUCACCUAUCAUUACAAUUCUCACUCUGUCUGUGCCAUCAAUUUAAGCCUAAUGAGUUUAGAUGGCACCAUCUCUCCCGUGCUCGGGAAUCUCUACUCUCUUCGAUCUCUUGAUUUGUCCAACAAUUACCUCACUGGUACAAUUCCACCUCAACUCAGCCAACUCCCAAAUCUAUGGAUACGCUCACUGUACGAUAAUCAAUUACAAGGGACCAUUCCACCGUCUCUGUCUGCUUGCCGCAAUUUGUAUUUUUUGGCACUCUCCUAUAACCAACUGCAUGGCACCAUUCCACCUGAGCUCAGUCUCCUCACAAGUUUGAAGUACCUCUACUUGGUCGUUAAUAGUCUCACAGGUACCAUUCCACCCUCUUUCAAAAAUCUGUCCACCUUAAUUGAAUUAGAUUUGGAAGGAAAUAAGAUCAAUGGCCCCAUCCCUAGUUCUUUAGGAAAUCUGUCAGCCUUGACUUAUUUGAACUUGGGACAAAACCAUCUCCAAGGCCCCACUCCUUCUGAACUGGGAAUGCUUACUAACAUAGUGGAGCUUGAAUUUUUUGAAAAUAAUCUAUCAGGCACCAUUCGUAGUUCUUUAACAAAUCUUUCAAAAUUUAAUCGAUUAGAUUUAUCUAUAAACUAG